Gastrolobium bilobum is the source of this 654-nucleotide messenger RNA. RefSeq names its product cytokinin riboside 5'-monophosphate phosphoribohydrolase LOG7-like. Gene Ontology annotation, molecular function: hydrolase activity, hydrolyzing N-glycosyl compounds. Bases 13 to 654 code for a protein of 213 amino acids. Gene Ontology annotation, cellular component: nucleus; cytosol. The transcript is spliced from 7 exons. The record is from RefSeq and is a predicted model, not a curated record. NCBI's taxonomy places the organism in Eukaryota, Viridiplantae, Streptophyta, Magnoliopsida, Fabales, Fabaceae. Gene Ontology annotation, biological process: cytokinin biosynthetic process.
CAUCAAAGACAAAUGGAAGAGACCAAAUCCAGGUUCAAGCGAAUUUGCGUGUUCUGUGGGAGCAGUUCGGGGAAAAAAGCUAGCUAUCAAGAAGCUGCUGUAGAACUUGGCAAGGAGCUGGUUGAGAGAAGGAUUGAUUUGGUCUACGGAGGUGGUAGCGUGGGGCUAAUGGGUCUCGUUUCUCAGGCAGUUCAUGAUGGUGGGCGCCAUGUUCUAGGGGUUAUCCCGACAUGUCUCAUGCCAAGAGAGAUAACGGGUGAUCCUAUUGGGGAAGUGAGAGCCGUAUCUAAUAUGCAUCAAAGGAAAGCCGAGAUGGCCCGUCAAGCCAAUGCCUUCAUUGCCCUCCCUGGAGGAUAUGGAACCCUUGAAGAAUUGCUGGAAGUAAUUACAUGGGCUCAGCUUGGGAUCCACAGCAAACCUGUGGGGCUGUUGAAUGUGGAUGGAUUUUACAAUUCCUUGUUGUCUUUCAUUGACAAGGCCGUUGAUGAAGGCUUUAUUUCCCCCACGGCACGUCGCAUUAUCGUGUCAGCACCCACAGCCAAACAAUUGAUGCUAGAACUAGAGGAACAUGUUACUGAGCAAGAUGAGUUUGCAUCCAAGUUGGUGUGGGAAGACAGACUAAAUUAUGUGCCUGAAUCAGAAGUUGCCAUGUGA